AAUAGAAUAAAAAAAAAAAAGAAAUAAUAAGUUGGUUAACUAGUUUCAUACGAGUCCACAUAUAAAAAUGGGCAAGAAUUCGAAACCCCAUCCACUUUGGUGGGAGUCAAAUGGAAGUGAUAUGUAGCUCCUCUUCCGUCUCCGUAUUCGUCUCCCCGCGCAACAAUCUCUGUUUCGCUCCUAAGGUGCUUCCAUGGAACUCUUUACUUGUUAGCUCUGUAAAACGUCAAAUUUGUAACUCGAUUUCAUGUGUAAGCUUAAAUGCUAGCAAUAGAUUAGGAGCUUUCAACCCUAACAAGCAGCAGAACGGAAGUUUCUUCUGGUUGAUAAGAAGGUUCAACAAAAGAUUCGCUUUCCAACAUGUUGUGCUUUUUAGGAGGAAUGGAAGGUUAUUAACGAAGUUAAGGAAUCAUACUAUCAACCUUCGGAAACUAGUGAAGAGUUCUGAGAAACUUAAAGAUCUGUUUCCAGUUCUAUUUGUCCGAAUUAUCUUGGGAAUGAUGAUCUUUAUGGCAAUCACUAUUCCUGUUAGCAAAUCUCCUUCCUGGGCACUCACAGAGGAGAAUCUUUUAUUCCUUGAGGCAUGGAGAACAAUUGAUCGUGCAUAUGUUGACAAAAGCUUCAAUGGUCAAAGUUGGUUUAGGUACAGAGAAAAUGCACUGAGAAAUGAACCAAUGAACAAUCGUGAACAAACAUAUGCAGCAAUAAAGAAGAUGCUUGCCACCUUAGAUGACCCUUUCACCCGUUUUUUAGAGCCUGAAAAGUUCAAAAGUUUAAGGUCAGGAACACAAGGUGCACUUACAGGGGUAGGAUUGUCAAUUGGUUACCCAACUGGAAAUGAUGGAGCUCUUUCUGGACUUAUGGUUAUUUCAGCUUCUCCAGGUGGGCCCGCAAGUCGGGCUUCCAUUGCCCCUGGUGAUUUAAUUCUAGCCAUUGAUGAUUUUAGUACAGAAACAAUGGAUAUUUAUGAUGCAGCUGAACGUUUACAGGGGGCUGAAGGAAGUGAAGUACAGUUAAAGAUACAAAGUGGGCCCGAGAUAAAGCAGUUAUCUUUAACGAGGGAAAACAUUUCACUAAAUCCAGUGAGGUCAAGAGUGUGUGAGACACCUGGCAUGGGGAAGGGUACCUCAAAGAUUGGAUACAUCAAAUUAACAUCAUUCAACCAAAAUGCUUCUGCUGCUGUGAAGGAAGCAAUUGAGACUUUAAGAAGAGACAAUGUUGAUGCAUUUGUCUUGGACCUUCGCAACAAUAGUGGUGGUCUUUUUCCUGAAGGAAUUGAAAUUGCUAGGAUUUGGUUGAACAAGGGUGUGAUUGUGUACAUAUGUGAUAGUCGUGGAGUUAGAGAUAUAUAUGACACUGAUGGAACAAAUGCAAUAGCAGCUUCAGAGCCUCUAGCUGUUUUGGUGAACAAAGGAACUGCAAGUGCAAGUGAGAUAUUGGCUGGGGCAUUGAAGGAUAACAAACGUGCAGUGCUUCUUGGGGAACCUACUUUUGGCAAAGGAAAAAUACAAUCGGUUUUUGAACUCUCUGAUGGCUCUGGCUUAGCUGUUACUGUUGCUCGUUAUGAAACCCCUGAUCACAUUGACAUCAAUAAGGUUGGGAUAACACCUGAUCAUCCAUUGCCAGCAUCAUUUCCAAAGGACGAUGAUGUGGAAUUGUUCGGAGAGAUGGAAGAACAAGCAUCAACGGUGGCUAUGGACGUCGACGACGUCGAAGCACUCGAUAUUUUCGGAGAAGGUCCUAUCGCCGCCUUGGAUCACCACCGCUUGACCGAUUCCGAUUUCUUUAAUUCCUUCGAAGACGAUUUCGACGACGCCGACAUCAAUUGA
This is a messenger RNA of Lactuca saligna, 1829 nucleotides long. NCBI's taxonomy places the organism in Eukaryota, Viridiplantae, Streptophyta, Magnoliopsida, Asterales, Asteraceae. The record is from the annotation of a GenBank genome assembly.